This is a messenger RNA of Dama dama (fallow deer), 2545 nucleotides long. RefSeq names its product WT1 interacting protein (gene WTIP). The record is from RefSeq and is a predicted model, not a curated record. Gene Ontology annotation, molecular function: transcription corepressor activity. The transcript is spliced from 8 exons. Gene Ontology annotation, cellular component: transcription regulator complex; P-body; nucleus. The coding region runs from base 20 to 1318 and encodes 432 amino acids. Lineage: Eukaryota; Metazoa; Chordata; Mammalia; Artiodactyla; Cervidae. Gene Ontology annotation, biological process: negative regulation of hippo signaling; positive regulation of miRNA-mediated gene silencing; regulation of DNA-templated transcription.
GGGGCCGGCGGGCCGGGCCAUGCAGCGCUCCCGGGCGGCCGCGGACGAGGCGGCUCUGCUCCUGGCCGGGCUGGCCCUGCGGGAGCUGGAGCCGGGCGGCGACUCUCCGGGCCGGGGUCGGCGGGGGCCGCGGCCCGGGCCGGCGGACGAAGCGGCCCAGGCGUUGGGCCGUAGGGGGCAGGGCGGCGGCGGCGGUGGCCCCGAGGCCGGGGUGGACGGACUGAGCCGCGGGGAGCGAGGCCCGCGGCGCGCGGCGGCCCCAGAGCUCAGCGCGCAGCCGGCGGGCAGCCCACGGGCCAGCCUGGCGGGCUCCGACGGCGGCGGCGGCAGCGGCAGCGCCCGCUCCAGCGGCAUCAGUCUCGGCUACGACCAGCGCCACGGCAGCCCGCGCUCGGGCCGCUCGGACCCGCGCGCGGGCCCCGGGCCGCCGUCGGUGGGCAGCGCCCGCUCCAGCGUGUCCAGCCUCGGCUCCCGCGGCUCGGCUGGCGCCUACCCGGACCUGCUCCUGCCCGGCGCCUGUCCCGCGCCGGCUCGCUCCCCGGAGCCCGCCGGGCCGGCCCCUUUCGCUCUGCCUUCGCUCCAGCUGCCCCCGGGCCGGGAGGGCGGCCCGAGCGCGGCGGAGCGGCGGCUGGAGGCGCUGACCCGAGAGCUGGAGCGGGCGCUGGAGGCGCGCACGGCGCGGGACUACUUCGGUAUUUGCAUCAAGUGUGGGCUUGGCAUCUAUGGAGCAAGGCAGGCAUGCCAGGCGAUGGGGAGCCUAUAUCAUACUGAUUGCUUCACCUGCAACUCCUGUGGGAGACGACUUCGUGGGAAGGCAUUCUACAACGUGGGUGAGAAAGUGUACUGCCAGGAGGACUUCCUGUACUCCGGGUUCCAGCAAACGGCUGACAAGUGUAGCGUGUGUGGACACCUCAUCAUGGAGAUGAUCCUGCAGGCCCUCGGGAAGUCCUACCACCCAGGCUGCUUCCGAUGCUCGGUAUGCAAUGAGUGCCUGGACGGGGUGCCCUUCACUGUGGACGUGGAGAACAACAUCUACUGUGUCAGAGAUUAUCACACGGUGUUUGCACCAAAAUGUGCCUCCUGUGCCCGUCCUAUCCUCCCUGCACAGGGCUGUGAGACAACCAUCCGUGUGGUGUCCAUGGACAGAGAUUACCACGUGGAGUGCUACCACUGUGAGGACUGCGGGCUGCAGCUGAGCGGGGAGGAUGGACGCCGCUGCUACCCCCUGGAGGGCCACCUGCUGUGUCGCCGAUGCCACCUGCGGCGGCUCCGGCCCGGGCCACUUCCCUCACCUGCUGUGCAUGUCACGGAGCUCUGAGCCCGGGCUGAGAGCCCGACCCUGGGGUUGUGUUUGUGCUUGCACGAGCCUGCGGUUUUGUGUGCGUCCCCAUGCGUGCGUGGUUUUACGUAGAAGCGCGCAUGUUUUUCUGCGCAGGCGCGUGUUUUCUGCGUUCGCGCGUGUUUUUCUGUGUAGGCACAUUUUUGCGUGCACGCUAGCGACGCGCGACCCAGGUCAGUGCCAGAGCUUUGUGUCAGGGUGGGCGCGGCGGCGGGCUCCCACCCCACCCCUAUACCCACCAGCCACCGAGCUGCUGUCCGAGGGGCCGGCCCCGCGGCGAAGCUAUUAAUAUUUAUUCACCGUCUGUGCCUCCUCAAGCCGCUUUUUUUCUUCCGGGCCCUGCCUGCUUCCCGCCCUUCCCCCCCAGCGGCUUUCCCUUUCGGGACCCCCUGUGCCCGGUAGCCUCGUGGGGCGGGGGGGGGGGGGAGAGUAGGCUCCCAGACCGGUUCUGGGUCGCAUAGCUGAAGAUGGCCGUUACCACGUGCAGGGGUGCGGGAUACACGGCCGCCGUCCUCCGACUGGCCUUGGGGCAGGAGCCAGUUUCCCUGAAGCGAAGGGGUCUGGGAUCCCCUUCUAGAACGCCCGGGGGUUGGGUGUGGUUUGGCAGGUGGGGGUUUGGGGAAGGGCACGCGUAUUUGUUUCCUAAGCGCCUUGCCUGCUGGUUGGGUGGGAAGGGUUCGUUGUUUGGGUGGGGUCGCUGGAGGGGGUGAGGAAUGACCCUCCUCAGGGAGUAGGGCCUGUGAAGGACCCCAACCUUUGGCCUUUGGUCACUGCGGGUUUUGGUCACCCGGAUUCCGAUGGGUGUUUUCAGCCGUCAUCUCGCCCUGGGCUCCUUUCCAAGCCCUCCCUUCCUCAGCCUCGCGAAAAGAACGCCUUCUCACGCAGAAUUCCAGUCACAGGUCUCGGUCAAGAGAGACCGCGAGGGGGCGCCCUGCCCACUUGUUGCAGGAAAGCACUGUGUAUUAGGCUCCACGACAAAAAGCAUAUAAGUUGACUUAAAUUAAGUUUUUCCUUUGAGAAUAUUUUCAUUUUCUUUAAAAGAAUAUAGUUUUCUUUUAAAACCUUGGUCCACGGUUGUUAUUUCUUAGGAGAAUCACAAGCUCAAAAAUGUCUAAUUUGUAUAUCAUACAGCUAGUGUUCAAGUGGUAAAAAAAAAAAAAAAUUGUAGUUUGACUAUGUUUUUGUAUAAAUUCCUCUGAAAUCUCA